Messenger RNA from Vombatus ursinus (common wombat), 3294 nucleotides. RefSeq names its product deoxyribose-phosphate aldolase (gene DERA). Gene Ontology annotation, molecular function: deoxyribose-phosphate aldolase activity. Gene Ontology annotation, cellular component: cytoplasm. The record is from RefSeq and is a predicted model, not a curated record. Gene Ontology annotation, biological process: deoxyribonucleotide catabolic process; carbohydrate catabolic process. NCBI's taxonomy places the organism in Eukaryota, Metazoa, Chordata, Mammalia, Diprotodontia, Vombatidae. Bases 98 to 1054 code for a protein of 318 amino acids. The transcript is spliced from 10 exons.
AGGAAGAAGGAAGUGCUGGACCUGAAAGCGGGACGUUAAAUUAACUUGCUGCUCCUUCUCUGGGUGCUGUGGCUUACGGUGUUCCUGCUAUUUGAUUAUGUCUGCCAACAAUCAAGGCACAGAAUUUGACCUCAGCUGGAUUUCUAAAGUGCAAGUGAACCAGCCAGCAGUUUUAAGGCGUGCAGAGCAAAUCCAAACUCGAAGAACUGUGAAAAAGGAUUGGCAAGCUGCUUGGCUUCUGAAAGCUGUUACGUUUAUUGAUCUCACUACACUUGCAGGUGAUGACACUCUAUCAAAUGUUCAGAGGCUUUGUUACAAAGCCAAGUAUCCAAUCCGGGAAGAUCUUUUGAAAGCUUUGAAUAUGCAAGAUAAAGGCAUCACCACAGCAGCUGUUUGUGUUUAUCCUGCUCGUGUGUGUGAUGCUGUAAAGGCACUGAAAGAUGCAGGCUGUGAUAUUCCAGUGGCUUCAGUGGCCACUGGCUUUCCAGCUGGGCAGACUCAUUUGAAAACUCGAUUGGAUGAGAUCAGAUUGGCCAUCGAAGAUGGUGCUAAAGAAAUUGAUGUGGUAAUUAAUAGAUCUCUGGUGCUUACAGGUCAAUGGGAAGCUUUGUAUGAUGAGAUCCGUCAGUUUCGCAAGGCCUGUGGAGAUGUGCACCUCAAAACCAUUCUGGCAACAGGAGAACUUGGUUCCCUUACUAAUGUCUACAAAGCCAGUAUGAUAGCUAUGAUGGCAGGUUCUGAUUUCAUUAAGACCUCAACGGGAAAAGAAGCAGUAAAUGCAACCUUUCCUGUAGCUAUAGUGAUGGUUCGGGCCAUUAGAGACUUCUUUUGGAAAACUGGAAACAAGAUAGGUUUUAAACCAGCAGGAGGUAUCCGGACUGCAAAGGAUUCUAUUGCUUGGCUCUCACUUAUUAAAGAAGAGCUUGGGGAUGAAUGGCUGAAACCAGAGCUCUUUCGCAUAGGAGCCAGCGCUUUGCUUUCUGACAUUGAGAGACAGAUUUACCAUCAUGUGACUGGAAGAUAUGCAGCUUAUCAUGAUCUUCCAAUGGCUUAAAUAAGUGACCAGUGCCAGAAGAACUUUAUGCAAGAACAUCUUACUGGUUUCCCAUGAGACAUGAGUCCAGUGAACUUCCACUUUUGACAACCAAUGAAGAAUUCUCCCACAUAAAGACACCAAUCAUGCAUGUGUUCAUGUUAUCUACAGAGGUAGCAAAGUGCACUUGGCCUUUUUACACGCCCUUUUUUAGUGCUAUUACAGAAGUAGCUGGCUUCUGCUUCUGGUCCUAAACUUCUUUGUCCUUUUGGGAGAAGUGAUAUAUACUUAUCUGGUUUCCACUGUCCAGCAAAAGAAGACAUACCACAGCUGCAAUUCUUAUUGUCACCACUACAUGACAUUCUAUGGUCCCACAUGGGAAGGACCCAAGAAAGAAUCAUGAGUCAGUGAUUAUAGUUCUUGUGGCACAGAGUGGCCUACACCCACAUCUCCAUUCCAAAUAUUAGUCCAUUGGGCUUCAGCAUUGGGCAAACUAAUAAUGGAUCCCUCCUAAGCAUACCUAAUGUGUGCCUUCAUUUUAUUCAUGGUAAUAACAAGAGAUAACUUAGUUUCUUUAUGCUUAAUUGUUACAGAAUCACCUUAAUAUCUGGUCCAAGGUUCCUUUGCCAAGUCAGGAGGAGUGGGUCUAUUUGCUUAUUUCUUUCCAGCAGAUUUAGUCCAAACUUCUUUGGCAAUAUCUGAAGUUCAUUGGUCUCUCACUCAUAAUAGGUACAUUCAUAGAGUUUUAUUUUAAACUUUCUGGUCAUAUGAAUCAGCCUAGUCUUGCUCCUCUGCUCCUUUGAUUAUUGCCCUUUCAAACAACCUUUCUGUUCAUAAUACAAAGUUGGAUGUAGCUUCCUCCUAUUAGAGUGAACUCAACAGGUGCUCUCAGCAACCUAAAGUGGCUAUCUAAAAUCUGUAAGCACUAGAGUACCAUGAGCUCAGAAUGAUGUUCAAGAAACAUAUCAAAAUCAAGUCCCCUGAGGCUCUUCAUUAGUUCCUUACUGCUGUAUUACUUCAGUGUCAUACUUGGCAAUGUGACGUAGUGGAUAAAGGGUUGGUUUUAGGGUCAUAAAGAAUAAAAUUCCAUUCUCAACCUCCUAAAGCUUAUAAUGAGAGACAUCAGAUAAAUGAAUAUAAAUCACUGCGAUAUAAGGAAUAAUAUGAAAAUGUGACCAAAGAGAUUCAAUGGGUUAUACAGUUCAGAGAAAGAAAAUGUCUGGUUGGGGAAAUCAGGGAAGGGCUUCAUGAAGGACAUGCCAUUUGAGUUUGUCCUUAAGGGUCGCUAGGAAUUAGUUAGGGAGAACUGGGAGAAGGGGGGGGAAGUUACAAAUGAGCUGCUAAUCUGCAGUGGUAGAGAAGUUUCCAUAUUGGGAAUUCUCUACAUUGAUGAAAUCAGAGGUCUGAACCUAAACAAACAAAUAAAUCUCUAUAUAGUACUUGGAAUAAUUACAACUUAACAUAUUGAGUAACCUGUUACUUUUACAGGUUGAUUAACUGCCUAACCUAUAAUAUAGGAUUAAUCCCUACAUGGGUUGCUAUUGGGACACUGUUUACUUGGCAGGGUAUUAUUGAUUCUGGGACACUGGAUACUGAAGGAGCUAACAGUGGAUAGCUAGAUAUAGAAGAUGGUGUCAUUUCUUUCAGCAAACCUUUUACAUCAGCACCAGUCCAUCUUGCUCUUUACAUGAGAGCAUUAUACCACCAAUUAAUAGUGAAUAGUUUAAUAGUGAUGGGUUUAGUAACUAUUGUCCAAGUACCGCAUUUGCUGAUUGCCUCUAAAGUUCUUGUACCUUACAAAGCAUAAUGGCUAUACUGUCUCUUCUGUCUUCCAUACCCAUUAUUUUUCAUUUCCUCCCCUAAAAGAAUCCACAGCAUUGAGCAAAAUCCUUCCAAAAAUCAUUGUUAUUCUCAAGAGGAUUGCCUGAAACAGUUUCCUAUUAGGGUCAAACCCCAUCAUGAAGCAAAAAUUCUCCAAUAAUAGGGUAACCACAGUGGAUAUUCACGAAAGUAUAAUGACACUAAAACAAAAGACAGGGACAUUUUUCAAAAUAAGAGAUUCUCUGAGAGGGAGAGACAAAAGAAAAGAGGAAAAUAGAGAAAGAGGCAGAGAGAUGACAAAGUGAGACAGAGAGACAAAGACAGAGAGAACAACCAAUUUAGAACGAAAAAUGCAGAGGCAGAAGGAAAAUUAAUUGAGCCAAAUCUUAAGAAAAAUGAUCAGAAGAAUAUACGAGAGCUCUAUAAUUCAAAAAUGAUGA